Molecule: messenger RNA, 924 nt
Organism: Helianthus annuus (common sunflower)
Lineage: Eukaryota; Viridiplantae; Streptophyta; Magnoliopsida; Asterales; Asteraceae
Product: probable E3 ubiquitin-protein ligase XERICO
Exons: 2
Coding region: 176-631 (151 amino acids)
Source: RefSeq, a predicted model, not a curated record
CAUCAUCUUCAUCAUCAUAAUCGGCAAUACCCCACCCCACCCCACCCCUAUCGCUUCUCCAACCUUCUCACUCUUCUUUCUUACUAAAAUUCUAAACGAAAAAAACCUUCAAAUUCAAUCAAUCCAAACACCCAUUCAUCUUUGAAGCUCCCUUUGGCUCUAGGUUAACAACAAAAUGGGUCUCUCACCAUACCAAAGCCCAUCAGAUGCUGGUGUUCUUUGUGUCAUUCUGGUCAACACAGUCAUGUCGAUUUCGAUCAUGAAAGAGAUAGUCCGGUCCAUUCUUCAUGUGAUCAGGAUCCACGUCGCGUCAGGGGAAGAUUACAACAGUCAGACGUUGUCCGAAUCGGUGGAAUGUAGAGGACCCCCUUCUGAAGCUUACAUGGGCGAGUUCAGAAGCCGAACACCGUCGGUUCUAUAUGAUUCCUUGUGUUGCCAAACCAAACAAGAAUGCUCGGUUUGUUUGGUCGAGUUUAAACUAGAUGCAGAGAUUAACCAGCUUUCGUGUGGGCAUGUUUUCCAUAAAUCUUGUGUUGAGAAAUGGUUGAAGUUAUGGAAUGUAACAUGCCCGCUUUGCCGAAACCACAUGAUGAUGCUGAAAGAGGGUGAAGAAGAUACUUGCCCAAUGUGAGGUUUUUUGGUGGUUUUAGUCUAUUAGUAGUGUGGUCAGUGAUGCACAGGGGUUUGUGUAGACGACGUACGCAAGUUUUUAGGAUGCUUUUUUAGUGUUUUUUUAGUUACCACCGACUUGCUGUGUUGCUGCACAAGCGCAGUUGGUGUAGCUGAUUUGAAAUUUACCCGCUUUGUAUAUAUAAAAUGCGUUUAGGUUUCCGGUGUUGUAUGCACCUGAGAAGCUGUGAACUUUCUUCUUUUUUGUUUUGAUUUGGGUUUGAAUCAGUUAUGGAGUUGAUCUUUCUUGUUGUA